Molecule: messenger RNA, 7854 nt
Organism: Gigantopelta aegis
Lineage: Eukaryota; Metazoa; Mollusca; Gastropoda; Neomphalida; Peltospiridae
Exons: 22
Coding region: 72-7670 (2532 amino acids)
Molecular function (GO): protein binding
Source: RefSeq, a predicted model, not a curated record
UGUGUUGUGUUUCGGAUCUCAGUCUGUCGAAUACUGUUUGUCUCGAAGGAUGUUCGGCUCGACACAGUAAAAUGUUUUCCAAGAACAGUUUUAUGCUGUUAGCUGUGGGCAUCCUCCUACUGAAUAAAGGAAUUGGUGCUGCAGAAUUGACAGGAGUCACCAUAACAGGCCAUGAUGAUGGCUAUGUAGCAAUGGAGGAUGGGUCAUGUACUGCAUGUAAAGCUACGAUCAAUGUCGACUACGCCCAAUCGUUACCAGGAUUCAUUUUCUUUGCUGCUGACUCUGGGAAUUUGAUAGAGAAGCCCAUCAGUCAGGGCUCUUCUAGCUAUGAGAUCGCGAGUACUAGUUUCUCUGGACCAGGCACCUACUGGGUGAACAUCACCGUCACACUGGGAUCAGACAUCUACACGCUUCCUCUGACGUUUAUCGUUGAAACUCAGCUUGUUGGGUUUCAGGCGGAUAUUUCUUCUGGGUAUUUGAUUCCAAAUGAAGAAUUUGCUCUAACGGCUGCGGUAAACAGUGGAACCAACGUUUUGUUUACCGUAGACUUGGAACAAAACAUCAGAAUGUUGAAAUCGUGUGAUGGAAAUAAUCUUCAAACUAACGUCACUUACUCAUACAAUGAGACUGGAACAUAUAACCUUGCAGUAAUGGCUUCGAACUAUAUCAGCAACAGCAGCAGCAACAUGAUUGUCUUAGUCAUGUACAAACCAAACGGCUUCACGGUAACGCAAACAAGUCCAUCGACAUUGCAAACGACAGAGGAUACUGUCUUCAAAAUUGAUCUGGACAGUAAUGCACUGGUCUCAAUGGGCAACGUCACUAUAUUUCUUUCCUGCGACAAUGGCUCAAACACCUCGACACCAUUGACCAUCAGCCCGGGAGGGAGUCAAAAUGUACCCUGGACUUUCAGCAUUCAGGGUAACUACACAAUCGAAGUACAAAUUACUAACGCUGUAGGCAGCGUCUCUAAUACAUUCAACAUAUAUGUUUGGGAUAGAUUAAAUAUCAGUCUCUGUUUACCCAACAGUUAUGUGGCUGUGAACGAAGAAGUUUCAUUCUUUAUAGAUGGACUUCCACCAUCUGGAUUUCUGUACAAAAUUGAUUUUGGAAAUGGCAUUGUUAGGGAAAACAGCGAUGAAGACAUACUGUACAGCUCGUACAGUCCUAUCGACCUCACUGGUGUCAACUACACAGAACCGGGAAACUACACUGUUCAUUUCGAAGCACAAAACCAGCGCUAUGCUGUAGUCCGAGAUUUUGAACUCAUAGCACUUGUUGGAAUUGAUGAACUAAUAGUUGAAUGGGGAAACGCAACAGUUGCUGUAGGUUCUACCUACAUGGUCACGGUUAACGUCACCCAAGGAACUGACGUCCUUGUCGGCAUCAAUUUUCACGAAACCUUUGCCAUGAAUAAGGAUUGUAAUUAUCUGCAAGCCGAGCACAUAUUCAACACUGUUGGGAAUUACACAAUCAAUGUGUUUGCUUCAAAUCCAGCUGGCAACAAGUCUGAAACGUUUGACGUUGAGGUCGUAUAUGACUUAAAUGGAUUGACUAUCGAUGUAGAAAAACCCUUUCUACAGACAACUGAAAGCGCCAGUUUCAUUGUCAACCUGGAUCCAACUGCUAAUGUUUCAAUGGGCACCUUGACAAUUAACAUCAUGCCGUGUGAUACAUCUAAUUUUACAGGCGCAUUGAUUAUAUCUCCUGGAAACUUUAAAACGUUUCCUUGUACUUUUACGAUUCAAGGGAACUACUCUGUUACAGUAACAAUAUUAUCCCCACUUGGCACAGAGUUAUCAAAGACAGUGGAUAUCUAUGUAUGGGAUGUUCUUAAUGUAACCCUGUCAGUUGAUGAAUUCAACUUCAAAGUCGGUUACAAUCCUGUCUUUCAGAUAAAUGACCCACCACCUUCAGGUUUCUUGUACGCUAUUGACUUCGCUGAGUCGACCACAUUAAAUCAAAUAGAUCCUGCUAUCCUGGCCAGUCCCUAUAGCAACAUUAUCUUACCAUCGUCAUUCAACUACAAUGCACCGGGACAAUAUGUAGUUACUUUUAAAGCAUUCAACGACUUCUAUAUGAUUUUCAGGAACCUGUGUCUGAAUGUCCAGUAUGGAAUACCAGACAGCUACCUCCAGGUUAAUCCAAAACGAACGUAUGUUAUUCCUGAUGAUAUCGCUACAUAUAUAAUCUUUUCAAACUCCAACAGCACUGCUCCAAAACCCACCAAUGUCACUUGUGAUAUUAAUUAUGGAGAUGGGACCGUCCUAACAAAUGAUUCCACUGAGUUUGAUUAUGACGACACUGGCCUUGGACUUCGACUAGAACACAGUUACACAGCAGCUGGAACAUACGAAGUGAUUCUGAACUGCAGCAACCUAGUAAGCAGUCUUGUCCUCACGACCACCAUCCAUGCAAUUGUGGUCACUGCUGAUACAUUCAAUGUAUCGUACAGUAGUGUUAACCUACACAACGAGAGUCAGUCUGGGCUGCUGCAGGUUGAGCUACAGCUGUAUGACUUGACAACUCCUCCCAAUGGUGUCAGUCUAUUGUGGGAUUUUGCUGAUGGUUCUACUCCUGAAGAGGUUAAUCCUAUGGUUAGCUUUUCUAAACAACACACCUACUCAAACAGAGGAAAUUACUCCGGUUCUGUCAAGAUAACAUAUGCAGGUGUUGCAGCUACGAAGUCGUUUGAUGUCAGAAUGGGAGCUUUUGUAAUCACGAUGGUUACAGCAGAAGAUGUUGGAUUGGUUUCUGAGAAGCAGUUUAACUUUGAAAUAACUAAAUACUUAACUGCAACAUCUGCUAAUGUUGACGUUAGUUGGGGGGAUGGAACCACUGAUACAUUUGUAUUUUCUCAAAGUUUAUCACAGAAGUCUGUAAAUCACGUCUUUGCAUUAGGCGGGGUGUUUGCACCACAAAUCCAAGUAUCUACUGAUAAUGGUAUAGAGUAUUCUUCCAUUCAAAAUUUCAUCACGAUUCAGAAUGUCGUCCAGAACAUAACAUGGCCUGUAUCCUCAAAUGCUGUACUUUUGCGUCCAUUUGCACCAAAACUAGUAUACAACGGCGACGCGUUCCUGAUACAUUUAACAUGUUACUUCAACUACGAUGACGUUAAUAUGACCAGCGAAAACGUUAACUUCACCAGCGAUGCUCCAGAGGUCAUUGCACCAACAUAUACAUACGAGACACAAGGGGAGCGGUCAAUUUCGGUAACGUGUUCAAACAUCUUCACUAGUCAGACAUUGACAGCUACAAUUCAGGUUUUCAGUGACUGUUUUAAUUCUGGCACAAUGUUUGAAACCACCUACCGAUCUGUAAACACACCGCUCAAAGCAUUCAUGUCAUCUAUUCCUGCCAUCUCGGGACGGGUGGAACUCACAGCAAAGUGUCAAAACAGCACCGACAUCACAUACACAUGGACUGUUGAAGAACAAGACAUUACUGAUCCCACUGUAUGGCGAAAAUUGAAUGUUCUUACCCCAAAUGCAAAUGUGUAUGACCUGGCUAUCUCAAGCAUUGGACCUGGCACGUUUCGACUGACCUGCAAUCUGACGGUUGUUGCAACCAAACUGGAAUCGAUAGAAGACUUUAUGUAUGUUGAACUCAUAAAUCCUCCACUUGUGGUUGAACUAACAGGGGGCACGCAGCGAGUUGUAGGGAAAAAUGUUGUUAUUUCUUUAGAUGCUGUAUCCAACUCCUAUGAUCCAGUCAUUGGUUAUGGAAAGGAAAACCAUCUUUCGUUUUCCUGGAAUUGUUAUCAGGUAGUCGAAAAUGACUUGGAUAGCUAUUUUGUACCACAUAGUACUGAUACUACCUACAGGGCAAAAUCUUCCUGCAAUAUAUUGGUGCCAUCAGAUGGUGUAAUUUCAGUUCUUGCAUCAUCCUUAGUCUUAGAUGGAUGGUCUAUUUUUGAAGCAAAUAUUACCAAGGAUACUCGGGCAGCAGUAGCAAUUCAAGCCAUAAAAGUCGUUGAAGUGUCUCCGCCUCAAAUAACUCUCACCUGUAAGUGGAACUGUGAAUUUAAAAAGUCGAGAGGGUCUCGCAUGGUGUACGAGACCGAUGUAACCUGUCCUGAUUGUUCCGCUUCCCAACUGGCAUCAGGAGCAUAUGAAUGGACCUUGUACAAGUACAGCGGGAAUAGCUACGAUAUAGUGGAUAACAUAGACUCACAUUUCCUCUCAGCGUCGUCAGCUAAGAUGUUUGAUCUGGAUGGUGAUUUCAUGGAGCAGGGGAGCAGUUACAAGCUGAAGGUCACAUUUAUUGUUGGAAAUAUCGCCCCAGGGUCAUCCGAGGUCACAUUCGUUGUAAACGAAGAACCGUAUGGUGGAACUUGCAUCGUCUCUCCUACGACAGGGACGGCUACUAUUGCUGCUUUCUCGUUCUCGUGCAGUGGGUGGAAAGACGAAGGCAAUCGACGUUCCCGUGACCCCGCCCAAGAUAAAAGCGAGCCUCUUACGUACGUCUUCAAACAGGUUAACGGAAACGAGAAGCAGCUCAUCUAUAGUGGAAACGAAGCUUCAGCGAUUCAGACAAUUGAAGUCUGCCCGAAAGAUGAUGGUUAUGUAUGCUUGAUUGAAUUCAAAAUAAAGGAUGCUUUCAAAGCUGAAACCAUCGUCGUGUUCAACAUUACGGUUACCAACCCGAUACCCGACAUUCAAUUCAACACAUUUGGCGGCUCUGAUACUGGCAACAAAAGCGACGACGCCGCCGCCGCAGAAUUCACGUCGUUCAUGGAGAAGACCAUGACAACGAUGGUGACAAUGUCGAGAACCAACGAUGCCGAAAAAACUAUCAAAGUGGCAACUAGCUACAUGUCGGCUAUUAACACCGUGACAAUUCGGCAAAUUACUGGAGAUGAUAUUUUGAAUACUUCUAAGUCCAUGGAAGUCAAUGAUAUUGUAGAAGAUGCCCUGGAUCGGUUCACCACAGAAGACCCUCAGACUACUAUACUCCUUCAGACAACUGAAGUGGUUACGAACACAAUGCUCGUAUCCAUCAACACGCUGGCGGUAAAACCUUUCAAUAGUGAUGCCCGCAACAACAGCGACGGCAACAUGUUGCACAACAGCGUGCCCGAACCCGAUCUGCUCAUCAUGUUAUCAACGUCGUUGGCGACGGCCCUCAAGAUACCAAGUGUUGUUAAAGCUAAUGUAGUCUCCAAUUCGGCGGGAGGAAUAACUACCCUAAGCAACGUGUUCGUGAACUUGUUGAAUAACACCAGGGAUAUGGAUGUUGUGGAAAGCGCAAUCGAAGCUAUUGGCACAGCUCAGAGUAACUUGAACAAAAACGUGGCUGAGUUGGUUAUCGAGGACUAUCUGGAGGACCUCCAUGGUAUGGAGAGAUUUGUUAGCAGAGAGCUCAAUGAAGGGGAGAAGAGGUUCAAUGCCAUCGAGAGAAAAUACAUCAGAAAAGUGGCCCAGAAAAAGAAAAAAGUUAAAAGACAGAAAAUGCUGAAAAACAUUCGGGAAAUCCAGGAGAACUUCAAGACGACAACAGACAAUAUGCUUCUUUUAAUGGAUAAAGUAAUGCCAGAUGGGACGAGCAAAACGGUAGACACUGACAACUUUGCACUGACCUUGGAGAAAAAGACAGUGAAGGACUUGGUGGAGAGCAAACGAGAGCCGAUCAAUGGUGCAAACUUUGGCCUAAGUGGCAUCAGCGACAAUCUGCUUGGCAACAAUGAAAUUGUCAAACUUUAUGUCAAGGUGAUGAAGAAGAACAUCUACAUACAAGGAGACAAUGCCAAAUACAUAGAUGGACCGGUCACAGUGGCCAGCGCACGGAUGAAGGACGGCGCGACUCUGACAAUUACUGAACCUCUCAUUAAACAGACUGAUCCCGUGGACGCUCCACGUCAGAUCAUCUUCCCCAAGUUCAUCCCAGGAGACGCUGCCAAGCUGUUCUAUCAUUCGUUCUUCUACAGGUCCCUUCAUGCCGAUAUCUGCUUCUCAGCCCUGCCAAUUACAGAUGUGAAAAUCGUCUACGAUAUGUACUUUCGUUCCAUACUCCCUCCAACCGACAUGGAAUACGACCAUUAUACUUAUUACACUGUAGCUCCGGGUGUUUCUGGAACCAAAUUCUGUGUCCCCGCAGGCGCACUGAAACGUACGGGUGUGGCCUAUGUGGGAUUGCGACCUAGGCUAAAUGAAGCUGUUGCUGUUUCACGGAAGAAGAGAAGUGUGUCUAACAACGCCACAACUACAGAUAGUGAUCUCGAAACACCUUACUUGUUCCGACUUACCACUAUUACAUGUUUCUCCUGGGACGGGCAGGUUCAAGAUUGGAGAAGUACGAUAUGUGAGCUCAAGAGGGAUGACACCAACAACGAAACAACGUGCAUCUGUCCAAGUACGCAGGAAGUAAUAGUGAGCGUGUCGUUUUUCGUCCCACCCAACUCUAUUGACUUCUCUACAGUGUUCAGUAAGUUUGACGUUUCAGGCCAGGCAGCCAUAUUGUCAACUCUGGUACUCAUCUUCACUCUGUUUGUCAUCGCCGCUCUCUUCUCAAGGUACAAGGAUGGCCAGGACGUUCUUCAGUGGGGCGUGUCGCUGCUAGAAGACAAUUUCAGUGAAGAUUGUUACUUCUACCUGAUAACGGUUUACACUGGAAUGAUUCGACAAGGAGGAACUAGGUCCAAGAUUGAGUUCAACAUCACUGGCGAGGAGGGAGACACUGGCAUCAGAGUUCUUACAGAUGGUGUGCGCAAGGAAUUUGGAGCAGGGAGUGUUCUACACUUCAUCAUGGCAGUCCCACUACCACUGGGUCACCUGCAGUGUCUCAGAGUGUGGCAUGACAAUGCGGGCAAGGGUAGUUGGGCGUCUUGGUAUCUGAACAGGAUAGAGGUCAUAGAUCUUCAAACCGCUGAAAGGUUUGACUUCCUGUGUUACAAGUGGCUAUCAUUUGAAGCUGGAAAAAUUGAAGCGAUACUUGGGGUAGGGAGCUCUGAAAACAUGAAGAACUUCAAAACAAUGUUCUUUGAACAUGCCAGGGUCCACGUGACUGAUGAUCAUCUCUGGUUGUCAACCGUACUGAGACCCGUGAAGAGCCAUUUCAGUCGAGUUCAGCGAGUCGGUUGUUGUUUGGCUUUUCUGCUGCUGUCCAUGAUAUCAAAUGCAAUGUUCUUUAAAGGAAAGGAUUUCAAAGACCGAAAGCAAGUGGCUGACUUCGAAUUAGGACCUUUUAAAUUUAGCUUAUCUCAGCUGUGGAUUUCUUUUGUGAGUGCCCUCAUCACGGCCAUUCCUGUGUUUGUGAUGAUGCUUCUUUUCAGGAAGUCAAAGCUGAGCAAGAGUCAGCUGUCUACAGACGAGUACACAACACACUGGAUGUUGCCAUGUUUCAAACGAUUCAAGUUUUACAAGGACAGUGUCUCACUGCAGAAGGUGCUGGUCAUAAAAGAUAUUGUAGAUGACGAGGAGGGCGUCCUGCCUCACUUCUGUGUCUACAUCGCCUGGGUCAUCGUGGUUUUGGCUUCACUGGUACCAGCCUUCUUCGUAUUCCUGUACACUAUACAAUGGGGGAAAGAGAUUUCUGAACAGUUCCUCAUCACCUUCUUCUUGUCCUUUGCUGAAUCCAUGUUCAUUCUGGAUCCGUUCAAGAUUGUUUUUCUGGCAAUCAUCUUUGCAAUAAUUCUGAAGAACAUCAAAGUCGUUCGACCCACAGUGUUUUGAUUUGAAGCGUAUCUAUGAGAUGAAUUGUCGAAUCGGAAAACCAACAAUACCCAGAAAACGUUUGGACUACAAAAGCCCCUUUCCUGAGUCUGAAAUGGAGGAAGUCAAGUUCAGGGUUAAUCAGCGAUCGAAGAUGCACAAGGCUAUUAGCGAGUUCAUAGUGACGGUUUUUCUGCUUAUUCUC